Paramecium octaurelia is the source of this 552-nucleotide messenger RNA. Lineage: Eukaryota; Ciliophora; Oligohymenophorea; Peniculida; Parameciidae. The record is from the annotation of a GenBank genome assembly.
AUUAAAUAAUGCAAAACACUGAUAACUCAAUUUAAGGGAAAAUAUUGACAGCCUAAAAGUAUAAAGAAGAAGGAAAUGUACACUUCAAAAACUAGGAUUGGAAAAAAGCUUUGACUUGUUAUCACAAAGUAUUCUUAUACGUCAAUGGAUUGAUAAGCAAAGAUGAUGAAUUGGCAUAAUAUUCUUAGGUAUUGUAAAAUAAUUCGAAUUUAGAAUUAAUUGACAACUUAGGAAGAGACACAUGUAAUCCUACAAUUAAAAUCCCAGACAUAUGGAAAUAUGGCCUAAGUCUAUAUUAAUUAAUAGAAAUUCGAUAAAGGAAGAGAAGCAGCUCUGAAUAGUUUACAGAUUAGCUAGAACAUUAAGGUUCUAUUUCGUUUAGCUAUAUGCAAUAUUGAAUUGAAUAAUCUUGAAGAAGCUAAAUAAUAAUUGUUAGAUGUGCAAAAAUAAGAUCAUAAAAUAGAUAUCAGUUCUUAAUUGAAAUAGAUUCAAAUCAAAGAGAGUAAAUAAGAUAAAGUGAUGGCUUAAGCAAUGAAAAAACUAUUCGUUUGA